CCAGUUCUAGGAAGACAUUUUGCUUUGUUAACCUGCAUCAGGACUUCAUUCACGUUUCAGUUCUUUAUAUUUAGUGACUCUGGAGACAGCACAGUUGGACAUAAAGAAGAGAAGACAAAGAAGAGAGGAUAAUUUAACACACGGGGAAGGCGACUGUAAGGGAGAGAUGGCUGAGGCACCGCAGCAGCAGCAGCAACAGCAGGAGGAAGGAGGAGAGAAGGAGAAGGAAGAGGAGCAGCAGCAGUCGAGCCCCGUGGAGAAGACCGAACCUGACGAAGGGGCUGAGGAACCGAAGGAGAUCGCCCAGACGACCCCGUCUCGACCUCUGCUCUCCAUGAGGUCCAUGAGCAGCGUGGACCCGGAUGAUGACACGCCCAACAUGAUUGUUUACAGAAAGAUUGAAGACAUUAUCACUCGCAUCCAGGACGAGACGGACGGUGUACCCAUCAGAACUGUCAAAAGUUUCAUGACGAAAAUCCCCAGUGUCGUUACGGGUGCAGAUAUUGUACAGUGGCUGAUGAAGAAUCUGUCCAUUGAGGAUCCAGCUGAGGCGAUGCACAUUGGGAGUUUAAUUGCAGCUCAGGGGUACUUUUUCCCAAUCUCAGACCAUGUCCUUACCCUGAAAGACGAUGGCACUUUCUACCGCUUUCAGGCGCCAUAUUUCUGGCCGUCCAACUGCUGGGAGCCCGAGAACACAGACUAUGCUAUUUACCUGUGCAAGCGGACCAUGCAGAACAAGACGAGGCUGGAGCUGGCAGAUUAUGAGGCUGAGAACCUGGCCAGGCUGCAGAGAGCUUUUGCCAGGAAGUGGGAGUUUAUCUACAUGCAGGCUGAGGCCCAGGUCAAGAUUGACAGGAAAAAGGAUAAAAUUGAAAGGAAGAUCCUGGACAGCCAAGAGAGAGCUUUCUGGGAUGUCCACAGACCUGUGCCUGGAUGUGUUAACACCACAGAGAUGGACAUCCGGAAAUGUAGACGCAUGAAGAAUCCUCAUAGAGUUAAGAAGUCGGUGUAUGGUGUGAUAGAGGAGGGAACACAGUCUCAGAGUCCCAUACACACUCCUUCACACCACUGCAGGAAAGGCACCAAGGAGGAUGUAGAAAAGGAGAUCGUAUUCCUGAAUACCCAGCUAGAUCGUCACUGCAUGAAGAUGUCCAAAGUUGCUGAAAGUCUGAUAGCCUACACUGAGCAGUACUUGGAGUAUGACCCAUUUGUGACAUCACCUGAACCAUCCAACCCCUGGACCAGCGAUGACCCCACUUUCUGGGAUUUGGAGGCUAGUAAGGAGCCCAGUCAGCAGAGGGUGAAGAAGUGGGGCUUCUCUCUGGAGGACGCCUUGAAAGAUCCAGCAGGGCAGGAGCUUUUCCUCAAGUUUCUAGAAUCAGAGUUUAGCUCAGAGAAUCUCAGGUUCUGGCUGGCUGUACAGGAGUUAAAGAGGAUACCUCAGCACGAAGUCGCACAGAGGGCACAGGACAUCUGGGCAGAGUUCCUGGCAGAGGGAGCGCCCAGCUCCAUCAACCUGGACUCCCACAGCUACGAACGCACCAGCCAAAACCUGAAGGACCCUGGACGAUACAGCUACGAAGACGCACAGGACCACAUCUACAAGCUGAUGAAAAGUGACAGCUAUUCACGUUUCCUACGCUCCAACCUGUACCAGGACCUUCUGAUGGCGAGGAAGAAACCUGAAACGGAGCAGGGCCGACGCACCUCCCUGGAGAAGUUCACUCGCAGUGUGGGCAAGUCAUUGACGGGCAAACGACUGACGGGCCUCAUGCAGUCAUCCUGACAAGGCCUGGAUGAAGAAUAGGUGGAACCAUACCCGGAAGAGCUGCUUACCUAUGGGAAGCAGGUGGAAAAGGACCCUGGGGUGUGCUUGUGUAGCUGUGGGAGGUGGAUAAGGGCGCCAAACAAGCUUACACCACUGGAUUGGACUACUACCACAUGUGAAACUCACCUCAGAUCAGUUCAAGCGGACCGACAGCAUGCAAUAAGUCACCAGACCUGACACCAGUGCUGUCACAGUGUAGAUGAUAAACAAUGCUACUUCUCUUAGGAAGUUUCUACAAAAAUCAGCUGUACUAAGGAAAGCCGGGCUCAGUUGUUUCUCUCUAUCUACUCAUGUUAAUAUAGUAGCUGAAGAGGCUAUUGCUUUUACUUUCAGUGAUAUAAACACGGAAUGCUUGAAUGCCUUGACAGAUGUCAAACGAGACUUAGAUUAAAUGCUGUAGCUAGCUGUUUUAUCUCAUCAUUCACUAGGAUGAUAUAAGGGAAUGAAACGUGGAAAGCGGUUUACAGACGAUUGACUGCCAGGUGGUGUAGUACACUCACCUUCUGAUUGACUAAAGCUUUUAGAUCAACUUACUAUUGUAUGAUACAAGAUAUGCCUCUGUAUGUCCAAUGCCUGUUUACUUGGUUACCGUGUGCGCUCACAUUUAAAUCAGCACACUUGCUGCUUUUGUCUGUCUCCCUGCACUUAUAGCUGUGUAAUGUAGUACUGUAGUUGGUACAAUAGUAUGUGUUAGUAUGUGCAACAGUAGCUACUAAUACUGAAGUUAGUACAAGCACAAGCUGAAAUGUCUGCUUUUAAAUCCAAGUAAAGGGCACCAAACACGAAGGCCACACGUAUCCUGGAAAGCAUCCCAAAAUCAGUGUUGACCUGAUCAUUUGGACAUAUUCUUAAUAUACAAAUCAAUAAUUACUUUACCCUAAACAUAUAUUGUGGACACCCAGAGGUCAACAUCUUGUCAUAAAAAGGUAAGUUGAUAGGUUUACAAACAGUUGUAUUGCUUUAAACGGGUGGGUGGAUAAAGGUUAGGCUUUACUCUAUCUUCUAAACAUUCCACUGCAGGCAGCCACAGUAAUGUUUAUUUGGCUGACUUCUUACCAUUCUUCACCUUAUGUAAAGAUGACAAUAAAAGAGGAAUGCACAAUAAAGAUGGGGUUUUGGA
Oreochromis aureus is the source of this 2948-nucleotide messenger RNA. RefSeq names its product regulator of G protein signaling 6 (gene rgs6). NCBI's taxonomy places the organism in Eukaryota, Metazoa, Chordata, Actinopteri, Cichliformes, Cichlidae. The coding region runs from base 167 to 1786 and encodes 539 amino acids. The record is from RefSeq and is a predicted model, not a curated record. The transcript is spliced from 18 exons. Gene Ontology annotation, biological process: G protein-coupled receptor signaling pathway; regulation of G protein-coupled receptor signaling pathway; intracellular signal transduction.